UUUCCAUCAUGGCGGCGACAAUUUCGGGUUACACUUUUAGUUCUGUGUGUUAUCACAGCGCCAACAGCAAUUCCGACCAUGAAGGCUUCCUGUUGGGAGAAGUGAGACAGGAGGAGACUUUAAGCAUCAGUGACUCACACAUCGGUAGCUCCGAAUUCCUCAAUGUAAUAGAAGUACAUAAUCAUGAACCUUGUGCACAACUGUUUAGCUUUUAUGACUAUGCAGGUUAUGUCAAUGAAGAAAAUCUCAACAGAAUCCUCAAGGACAGGAGAAAAAAUGUUAUCGGCUGGUACCGGUUUCGAAGGAACACCCAACAGCAGAUGUCAUUCAGGGAGCAGGUGAUCCACAAGCAGUUGACCCAAAUACUUGGCAUCCCAGAUCUCGUCUUCCUUCUCUUCAGCUUCAUCUCCACCGCCAAUAGUUCCACACAUGCUCUGGAGUAUGUGCUCUUCAGGCCCAACAGAAACAGGUAUAAUCAGAGGAUAUCACUAAGCAUCCCAAACCUGGGUAACACCAGUCAACAGGAAUAUAAAGUCUCUUCAGUGCCCAACACCUCCAAGAACUACGCUAGCAUCAUUAAAGAACAUGGGGCUGAGUUCUUCGAUAAGGAUGGGGUGAUGAAAGACAUUCGAGCAAUUUUUCAGGUGUACGGUGCUCUACAAGAAAGGGUGCAGGCAGUGUGUUCCGAAGUGGAUCAAAGUGAACAAGUGAGGGAGAAAAUCCAAGGGGAAGUGAACAAACUCAAAGAGGAAAUCACUCUCAGGAAACAUAACACAGCUGAGGAAGAGAGAAGACUUCAAGAAGCAACCAACACUGUUGUCUCACUUCCAGAUGACUCCGUGCUCUCCGACCCUUUACACUCUUCACUGACACAAGUGGUGCUCUCAGGUCCCUCGGUGGAGCCCAGUUUAGAGAGACCUGUCAACUCAUCGUCUCCACCACUUUACAGCACCGCACUGCCUCCAGAUUCACCAAGCGCUAUCCUGCUGCCUCGACCCCAAGCUGUGGGCUCGCCCGGCCACCCGUCUCCCAGUCUGGGCUUGGGCAAUGGAGACGGCUCCAGCUCAGAUUCUUUGAACCGUCAAGCCACCGGCCAGGAAGAUGAUGAUGAUGAGGACAGUAGCGAGUAUGAGAAUUUAGUUAGCGAGCAACUGCAGUCGCCUUCCGUAACAGAAGCUGUCACACUUGGACGACCGGCUACCCUGUGGCCUGAUGGAGAUGCCCACAGCCCACCGGGCUCCUAGUGAUGAAACAAAGUGGGAAUAUAGACAAAUAAACAGAACUAGCUUUGAUUGUGAGGAGGAGAAAGGGGUGAAUGGGUUUUGGAGGGUGGUGUUCAGAACACAAGGAAGCACUUGCCUUUUGGAGUUAUAGAUACAAGUUAUGACAUGCUGUCCUAUUGUACACAUUUUAAGGGAGAGUUUACCAAAAUUGUAAAAUUCUGCUAUCAUUUACUCACCCUCAUGUUGUUUUAAACCCAUAUGACCUUCUUUCUUCCAUGGAACAAGAUGGCUAACAUUCAGCCUAACAAAUCUUUUUUGUAGUUUCGUGUUUGGAACUACGUGAGGGUGAGUAAAUGAUGACACAAUUUUCAUUUUUGGGUGAACUGUUCCUUUAAAGAAAAUUGCUGAGCUUUGAGCAGGGGAGUUCAUUGUAUUGAGACUGUAAUGCAUCCUGUGCAGAAUUGUGAAGUGGUGAUGGAAUAAUAUCCCCAGCCAUGUACUGACAUGCCGUUUCAUACUCUCCUCCCUGCUUUUGUUGGGGUGGUGAGAUGCAAAUUGCUUACUGGUUAUCUCUUGGCAUCUGCUACAUACCCACUGGGAUCAUUCAGUUCUUACACCAUUUAUGUCUUCUACUGUUUUGCCUUCUUUUGAGCUGCAUUUGAAUAGAAACACAAAGGGAAUGUGUUUGUUUUUGCGGCCUUCAAUUUCAUCUCUGUGAGCUUGCACCAUGAUAAAAAAAAAUGCAGUUAUUAUAAUUGCUUAGGACUGCACCACUCUGAUACUGAUCUAGAACAGUUCUUGUUCUGGAAGUUAUUUUUUAUUUGAUCAGUUUUGUUCUGUUGAGUAAUAUUAAUGGCCUGCUUGCCAACAAAAACAAUCAUUUUGGUCAAGGAUUAUACUAGUUAGCUCUUUGAUAAUGGGUGCAUAUACUAUUUUUUUUUUAUGACGUAAUGUAGAUCAUUAAUCAUUUCACUGGUUUGAUUUAAAAGAACACUUUUUUUUUUUUUUUUUGUCCUAAUGUUGAACCAAUAAUGAUAUUAUUUUCUGCUGCUCUUCAAACAAACAUUUUACUAUUGAGCUUUAACUGAAGUUACCAAUCAGAAUUCUGAACUGAAAGGGUCAAUGAUCAAACUACAGCAUCAUCAAUCUCAGGAUUAUUUUACAGUACCAGAAUGGUUUCUUUCUCUCCAUCUAUUCCUUAGUUAAAAAGAAAUUAUUGUAUUUAUUUACAUUUUAUUCCCCAAACCAAUGCAGUGGUGGUUCUGUUUAGCGCUCUGUGAUAAUGUGAAGUAAAAUAUUUCAGCUAUAUGCAGCAGAUGAAAAACUUUAAGGUAGAUUAAUCUUACAGAGUAGCACAGUAUCUGUUGUAUGUUUCGUAAUGUCUUAUUCACUUUCAACCGAGGCUUUUUCCCUGUUUGGUUUGUUUGGGGUUGAAUCUCACAAAAUGUCAUGUUCAUACUCCACUGCUAAAUCAAAAGAAAAUGUAUAUGUUGUCGACAUGCAUAAAGAAAAUGAAGCCUAUUUUAAGGACCGUUAACAUUUUUGCAUGGACAUUAUGAAGAAAAUUGAGCAGUGCACUCCCCUUUAAAUUCAUAUUGCAGUAAUACAUCUGAUUGCCUAAAUUUCUUAAUCAUUCUUAACUGUAUUACAUUUAAAAACACUGUUGUGCAAUUCAUAUUUUAUUAAAACCAGCAAUUAAGGCAGGACAUAAAAAUACUACUGUGAUGCAUAAUAACUUUAAAAUAAAAAAUACAAAUCUAUUUUUUGGCAUUACAGUAGUACAAAUAUGCUUAAUUGUCAUGAAAAUAAAAGAAAAGACCUCAUUUUGUUCAUGCAAAUAUAAUCUCUCUUGAUUUUGGGGUGAAAUAUGACUUGAUCUAUGCAGGUUUUGUGAGAUUCAUUCAUGUUCAGUGCAUUGUGUAUUAUUUGAGCAAAAAACUUGAAUCAGAUUAAUGAACUUUUUCUUUUGUUUUUACCCAACAAAUCCUAAAUUCUUAAUCUUUUCUCAGGAUCUGACUUGCUGACAUUUAUGUUGCCAGAGGUUGAGAAUGUCUCACUUUUCAUUCAGUAUGUUUCUCCAGUUUUGGGUUUGACAAAAAAAAAUAACAAAGCUUGUUUCCUGGCAUGAGAGUGCACUGACAGAAAUGAUUUAGUUGGCUGUAUCAUGCUGCAUUGUCUGCUUUUAAAUGUUUAGUCCUAGUUUUAGGCCUCAAAGAGUAUCUUCUAAUUUAAGUCUGAAAGCCAACACCCUGGAUGCUUUUUCACAAGAAUCUGAAAGUUUCACUGAAAGUGUUAAACUGAACAAUGUCAAUGUGGUGGAGAAAUGCCACAUUUAAACUUUACAUGUUUGGACAGCUGGCAGCCACUCCCUCAAAGCUUUAAAAAUGUGAUUUUAUCAAAAGAACAUGUCAGAUCAUAACUGCCACUUAAAAUGAAAUAAUAUAUAAAUAUAUACACACACUUUGAUCUUUUGUUUCCUUUAAAAAAUAUUCACUGUUUAUGAACUAUCACAGUUUUAUUGUCACAAUAUGCAAAAACCUCUUGAAACCCUUUUCAAAAAUCCUAAAGGAUCCUAUGAAAUGAAAUAAGAUCUGUUGCAUAAUGUGAAAUUCCUCCAUGUUAUUUUGUAUACUCUUGGAUAUUGUGUAAACUGUAUCAGAACCCUACACGUGUUGUAUUAAUGAAAUUGGAUAAAUGAUCAGUUAAAUAAAGGAACUCAUUGGGAAUCUAGGAAUUUUUAAAUCUACGUCUACACUAAUAUAUCUUUGAAUGCAAACUCCAUUUCAGUUUCUAACAUUAUCAUUUUCAGUACACUGUUAUUUAGAGCCUUUUCAAAAGUCUCUUGUUUUCAGUGGUGGAAAAUUAUGAAGAGCAAAAUCAAUGCGUUUCUAAAAAAAAAAAUUAGAGAGGGUGUGGCCUCAAUUCCUUGUGACGUUCUAUAGGGACAUGAUCCUAUUGGGAACCUCAUAGUCCUUUUUGGAGCUAUGAGUUUUCUAAAAGAUCUAGUUGUUUUGUGUUCUAUAGGAUCCUUUAGGGUUGUUCCAAAUGACAGAUCAAAUAACCCUGUUAUUUCAUUGACAAUGUUAAUAAGAUUGCUGCCAUAUUGCCUUUUGCCGUCUCCCUACACAUACUUUCAAAUCGGAUAUUGAAAUAAAUCCAAAUGUGGCAACAUGCCAUUUUAAUGGGGAAAUUACA
Molecule: messenger RNA, 4418 nt
Organism: Xyrauchen texanus (razorback sucker)
Lineage: Eukaryota; Metazoa; Chordata; Actinopteri; Cypriniformes; Catostomidae
Gene: abraxas2
Product: abraxas 2, BRISC complex subunit
Exons: 9
Coding region: 9-1244 (411 amino acids)
Biological process (GO): mitotic spindle assembly; protein K63-linked deubiquitination; attachment of spindle microtubules to kinetochore
Cellular component (GO): nucleus
Molecular function (GO): microtubule binding; polyubiquitin modification-dependent protein binding
Source: RefSeq, a predicted model, not a curated record